This is a messenger RNA of Miscanthus lutarioriparius, 1221 nucleotides long. The record is from the annotation of a GenBank genome assembly. Lineage: Eukaryota; Viridiplantae; Streptophyta; Magnoliopsida; Poales; Poaceae.
AUGCCACCGAUUCGGGAUGUUGAAGUCAUUUUUCUCCGUGUCACAAUUCAGAACUACGCUAGAAGAACUUGUUUGCAUUUCUCAAACCAGAGUAUGAUACUAGAUCGAUACUUGUAUGAGAACCCGAAGUUAAUAAUUCCAUUCCGUUCCAUUCGCAGUGAUGAGGUGGGGUUCUUGCACCCAACACAAUUCUGCUCACUAGAAGAUGACGAUUCCAAUUCCCAACAUUCGGAGCCUCACCACACAAGGUACUUGUGGUGCAGAGACCACAAGCUCGCCAUCUCCGCCGAGAUCCUGCCCAGGCUCUAUCGCGCUGCCCGGGAUGCCUACUGCAACGCAAGAGAUGCCCCGCUAUCCCCUACUCAUCUCAUGAGGCACACCAAGGCACUACUCAUACUUUGUCCUGACCUACUUACUGCAUGGAACUCCAGGAAUAUGGUGCUAUCAGCAGAGUAUGAUUUCACAAAGCUCAAGGAUGAGCUGCAAUUGUGUGCCUUGAUCCUUUCCUACUCGCCAAAGAACGAGAGCACAUGGAGCCAUAGGAGGUGGGUGAUAAAACAAGUUGCAGAGCAACAUCAAGAUAUGUCGGAGAUUAUAGAGAAUGAAUCAAUACUAGUCAAAGAAAUAGCAGAGAAAUCGAAAAUGAACUACCGUGCGUGGAGGCAUCGAUGCUGGCUUAUUCCUUACAUGACACGGAAACAGGUGCUGGAUGAACUGAAGAAGUCAACAAAAUGGAGUGAGCUACAUGUUGCUGACAAUUGCUGCUUUCACUACCGAAGGUCCCUUCUUCUUACGCUACUAGAAAGUCGCCUGGGGAAUGGAGAGGAUUCCCUUAGUUGGGAGUCAGAAACUUACCUACUAUGGAAGGAGGAGCUGAGGUGGGAUGAGAUGCUGAUUAGACGCUACCAAGGGAGAGAGUCGUUGUGGAACCAUCGCCGGUUCCUUUCGCAGUGGUGGAUACAGCGCUUGCUCACCGUUGAAGAAACCUGCCCCUCAACGAUGUCCCAGGUGGAUCUAUUUGUGAGCCAGGAGAUAUACCUGCUGUCAGAGUGCCUGAAUGACCCUGAGGAUGAGUUUGAUGAGUCACCAAGUCCCGGCAUUGAAAGGGAAGCUGGAAGAAAGGCUGCAUUCCAUUUCCCUGGGGAGGCUGUAGGACGUGGUGGAAAGAGCCUGCAGGCCGGAGAAGAGGCGGUUGUGGAUGAAUCUGCUGGGCUUGGCUGA